Molecule: messenger RNA, 637 nt
Organism: Phlebotomus argentipes
Lineage: Eukaryota; Metazoa; Arthropoda; Insecta; Diptera; Psychodidae
Product: fas apoptotic inhibitory molecule 1
Exons: 2
Coding region: 22-627 (201 amino acids)
Biological process (GO): positive regulation of neurogenesis; canonical NF-kappaB signal transduction; negative regulation of extrinsic apoptotic signaling pathway via death domain receptors
Source: RefSeq, a predicted model, not a curated record
CGUGGAUGUUCUUUUGGGCUCAUGGCGGAGGCAGAGGAGCCCGCGGAGACCGCGGAGGAGGCCGAGGCUCGCCAGCGCGAGAACUACGCCAAGCGCGAAGUGGCCGCCGAGUGGCGCGUGCCGCUGGGCGGCCGCGUGUUCCGCGUGGAGUUCGAGCACGGCACGGCGAGCGGCCGCAGAGUGCUGUGGGUGGACGAGCGCGAGAUCCUGCGCCGCGACUGGAUGUUCAAGCUGGUGGGCGAGGACGCCUUCCACCUGGACGGCGUCCGGUGCAUCCUGCGAGUGGAUCCGGCGCCGGGCUUCAAGUACUCCUACUCGCUGUUCGUCGGCGGCCAGGCCUUCGACCAAUUCACCGAGCGCCAGGCCAGAGCUCUGAAGGCCUGGGAAGUCACAGUCAGGGAUAAAUUCUACCGAAUAGUUCUCGAGAAGGACUCUCUCAACGUGUACCUGAAUGGGAAGCUGCGCGAAGAAGUGGGCGAAUUCGUGGAAGGCGGCGCUGACACGACUUUCCAGGCCGAUGGCAACGUCUUCAUCCUGCACAGUCGCUCCAGCGGAAACAAGCGCACCGGGAUCAUUCACUCCGUGACUGUGAAUGGCGCCCAAGUGUCCGAAGUGGACAUCAAGUAGCGCCCAACGC